Molecule: messenger RNA, 1486 nt
Organism: Amphiprion ocellaris (clown anemonefish)
Lineage: Eukaryota; Metazoa; Chordata; Actinopteri; Pomacentridae
Gene: lrrc39
Product: leucine rich repeat containing 39
Exons: 9
Coding region: 165-1190 (341 amino acids)
Molecular function (GO): protein binding
Source: RefSeq, a predicted model, not a curated record
CUGAAGGCUAAAAUUAUCCAGCAGAUCUGAGGUCAGAUUUCAGCUGCAGAGACACAGUAUGGAGGACCGCUGCUGUACUGCUGCAAGGAUGGUCAGCGGGGGGGCGGACCUGCAGCUCAGAGAUCAGAGGUCGUCCUACCUGUCCACCUGUGUGCUGUGACAUCAUGGCGGGCGUGGCGGCGUGCGGCUCGGUGAGCUCCAUCAAAGCUCUGUGGGAGACGAGGAUCAGGAGGAACCAGGAGGAGCAGGAGGAGCAGAGGAGGAGGACGGUGGGGGGCGGGGCCACAUGCAGAUUCGGUGUCGGUGUUUGGGAGGACCGGGCGGCUUUGGCUCGACUGAAGCAGAAACUGCAGACUGAAGAUGGACGACUGAUCCUGCGAAUUGAACAGGAGGAGUGGAAGUCUCUGCCCGGCUGUCUGGUCCAGCUCAGUCAGGUCCAGGAGUGGCAGAUCCACCGGACCGGCCUGCUGAAAAUUCCCCAUUUUAUCUCCAGCUUCCAGAACCUGCUGGUCCUCGAUCUGUCCCGGAACGGAGUCACUGAGAUUCCAAAACAGAUUGGGAAGCUGACCCGUCUUAGAGAGCUACUGCUGAGCUACAACAGGAUCCAGUUUGUCCCUGAAGAGCUGAGCGGCUGUGAGAGUCUGGAAAGACUUGAGCUGGCCAUGAACCGGGACCUGAGCGAGCUACCUGACCAGCUGACGACGCUGACGAAGCUGCAUCACCUCGAUCUGUCCAUGAACAACUUCAGCGUCUUCCCGGACUGCGUGGUCGCUCUGCCAGCGCUCGAGUGGCUCGACAUGGGAGGAAACUGCCUCCAGCAUUUACCUGAAGAUAUACACAGAAUGCAGAAGCUGCACACUCUGUGGCUGCAGAGGAAUGAGCUGGAGAGACUUCCAGAAAACAUCACCAGGAUGUACAGUUUGGACACGCUGGUCCUCAGCAGCAACCAGCUCCGAGACAUCCCCCCUCUGAUGGAGGGCAUGUCCAAGCUCAGGUUUGUGAAUUUCCGGGACAACCCUCUGACCCUGGACGUGACACUACCGUCCAGGACGGUAGAGGACGAUGAGGAUGACAGGGAGAUGUUUGGACGAGAGUUCAUGCAGAUGUACAUCCAGGAGUCCAGAAAGAGAGCGUACGCCAUCCUCAACAUGCACUGUGUCAACCAGACGAAUGACGAGUCGUCAGAUUAGCAGAUCCGUUGUUUCUUCAUCAGCUUCACCUGGAACAUCUCUGAUGGAAACUGAUGAUGUUUGUUCAGCUCCUGUUUGUUUCUUCGGCUUUAUUUAAGGUUUUUCAGCUGUGAACUAAUUUUUAGUGAACUGGGUCAGAACCAGAACUGUUUGUAUGAAGUUAACUUUAGAAUAAAUGCAGAAACGGGUAACUGAAAAGGCUUUAAUACAAAUUUUACAAAACACUUGAACACAUUCAGUCUGAUUUAGAUUUUCAUUUAAGUAAAACAAUAAAGAGAUUUUUUUUAGAAACACAA